GCGGAGUGCCACGAUGAUGUUCGAGCAUCCCAUGGCGACGCCGCUAGGCCUCGGUAGGAAACCGUCUAGGGUGGAGACGGCUAAGAGAUUCUGGAGGGAGUUGGUGGGCAGCAACCCGCCGCAGAGGAACUGGAAGGGAAUAGCGAUCGCCCUCCUUGUCAUUCUGGUCAUCUGCUCGCUGAUCGUCACCUCCGUCAUCCUGUUGACGCCAGGUGAAGACGACCGUCUGGCUCUCAAGGGCAAAGUGACCGUCGAGGAUCUUUUUCGAAAAGACUUCAGAGCCCACGACCCCAACGCCCGCUGGAUCAGCAAUAAUGAGCUCCUGUACCGCGACCGCGAUGGCAACGUGGUCCGUCUGGACGUGGACAACGGCGACAAGACCGUCCUGGUCCAUCACAAGAAGUUUGAGAUGUACAAAGCCAGCAAGUAUGAGGUGUCUCCAGACAUGAAACACGUGCUGCUGGCCUACAAUGUGGCACCGGUGUACCAGUACUCCUACACCGCCUUCUACAUCAUUUGCAGCUUGGAGACACCCGAGACAUGGAACUUGAACCCACCCGAGGUGCGCAAUGCUCAGCUCCAGUACGCCGGAUGGGGUCCGCAAGGUCAGCAACUGAUCUUUAUUUUCGAGAACAAUAUCUACUACCGCUCCACGGUGGAGAGCCGUUCCAUCCGCUUGGUGUCUUCAGGCAAGGAGGGCGUCAUCUUCAACGGCCUCAGCGACUGGCUCUAUGAAGAGGAGAUUUUUCGUUCCCACGUCGCCCACUGGUGGUCACCAGACGGCGCUAGGUUGGCGUACGCCACCAUCAACGACAGCCUGGUGCCCAAAAUGGAGCUGCCCAUGUUUACUGGGAUGCCCUACCCAACGGGCAAGGAGUACCACUAUCCAAAGGCGGGUGAGGAGAACCCAGUGAUCACUUUGUACGUGGUUAACCUGAACGGGCCUCUUCACACUAUUGAGAUGAGGAGACCUGAUGACCCCAGAUUGAGCGAGUUGUACGUGACCAUGGUGAAAUGGGCCACCACCACCAAACUGGCUGUCAACUGGCUGAACCGAGCCCAGAACAUCUCCAUACUGACAUUGUGUCAGGCCACAACCGGGGUCUGCACUAAGAAACAUGAAGAUGAAAGUGAAGGAUGGCUGUACAGACAGAACGAAAAGCCUCUGUUCUCCAAAGAUGGCCUGAAGCUGUUUUUCACCCGGGCCAUCCCGCAAGGCGGUCGCGGCAAGUUCUUCCACAUUUCCAUGUCCAUUUCGCAGCCGAACACCAGCACGGACACAUUGCAGUCCAUCACGUCUGGAGAUUGGGACGUCACCGAGGUUCUGGCGUACGACGAGCAAAGCCAACUCAUAUACUUUCUGAGUACGGAAGACGGCCCAAAGCGGCGACAUCUAUACAGCGCCGAAACAUUCGGUUCGUUCAACCGCCGCUGCCUGUCGUGCGGCCUGUCAGACUCUUGCGGCUACGUUGGAGGCUCCUUCUGUCACAACAUGAGCUACUUUUUGCUCCGAUGCCAAGGGCCGGAUGUGCCGUUCGUGUCCAUCUAUAAGACGCAGAUGGAUGAGGACGAUGCGUAUGGCGACGUUGGAGGCGAGAUGGGGGACAGACAAAGUAUGGUGGAGGUCCACAAACUGGAGAGCAAUGACGUGCUUAGGCAGACGCUGGACAACAUGCAGAUGCCCGUCACGGAGUACCAGGAGAUCAACAUAGACGACUACACUUUGUCGAUGCAGAUCCUCAAACCCGCUGGUUUCAUGGAGACGUCGCACUACCCUUUGAUGCUCAUCAUCGAUAGCACCCCCGGCGGCCAGAGCGUGUCGGAACAGUUCCGCGUCGACUGGGCCACGGUGCUGGUGAGCAGCUUUGGCGCGGUGGUGGUGCGCUGCGACGGGCGUGGGAGCGGAUUCCAAGGUACCAACUUGCUGCAUCGGGUCCAGAAGAGGCCCGGGGUUCUAGAAGAGCACGACCAACGCGAGGCUAUCAACGUUAUUCUGAAGGAGCCUUACAUUGACAAGACAAGAGUGGGAGUUUUUGGGAAGGAAUACGGCGGUUACGUGACCAGCUUGUUACUCAGCGGCGACCAAUCUCCUGCCAGAUGCGGCGCCGUCCUGUCGCCCAUCACAGAUUUUGAAUUAUAUGCUUCCGCUUUUUCCGAGCGUUACUUGGGGAUGCCCAAACCCGACCCCCGGGCUUACGCGAUGUCCAACUUAGCACACCGAGCGGCUCAGUUCCUGGACAAGAAAUUUCUCAUUGUCCACCCGACGGCGGACGAAAAAGUUCACUUCCAGCAUUCAGCCAAACUCAUCGCUCAACUCAUCCACGAGAAGGCAAACUACACCUUACAGAUCUACCCCGACGAGGGCCACUUCAUCCACAACGAGGCGACCCAACAGCAUCUGAACCAGGCGUUGGUCAACUUUUUCGAGGAGUGCUUCAGGCUACCGGAGCGUCUGUCGGACGAGGAGCUGGACGAGGACACCGAAGAUGAGGGUUAGCUCCGGCCGGGACCACCCCUUCCUCCUUGCACGCGAUUCCGGACCGAGCACAACACCUCUUCGGUAUUAUGCAACCUUCUCGUCUGCGCGCUGGAUUCGAGACCGCCUCCGCCGAGGAUUUCCUCGUCAUUCCCGCCUCUGGAAUUUUCUGAUGGACGAGCGUUGACACGAACUUAAAAGCUUGGGAAGGGACAUUUCACAGGUGGACUUGUAUUAUAAGAAAAUGACGCCUGAUGAGUAGCAUUGAUGAACGGCAUUUUGUGGGACGACGUGGCCACAUUAUUUUCUAAAGUCGUUUUCAUGUGGAGAAAGUACUUAUUUUUUGGUCAACUGUUCUCAAUGUAUGUAAAAUAGCACACUAUCAGUUCAGUUAUUAAAAGACACGUUGAAUAGUCAUGCUUUCACCUUGUCGGAUCGUGGAGAGACUGUUUGGAAAGAUAAAUAUCACUUUUGUCACCUUACUGCCUUAUUUCGUCAAAAACAAAACAUCAAAUGUACAGUGGACUAGCUGUUAGCCUAGUGUAGUGUGCAGACUAAAGCUUGUUAGCUGGACUCAUUGAAGGAAAUAUAGAUGUUAAUUAGCAUUGUUAAAGCUACCGAGACUUCUGCAGAACAGUAACAAUGGUUUUGUCUUUAAAUGAAGAUAAUGCGCUAGCACAAUGCUUUCAUCUUAUUCUUCACAGUCAUUUCUGGAAUUUCAACAUCUGACAAAUUGCCUGUAAAAAAGCAAUUUUGUAAAUCAAUUAUUGGCGAGGGACAUUAGCACAAUGCUAACAUGUACAGUCUGCAUGGUUUGCUGUUUUUCAAAGGCUGACUUUAUAUUUGAAACAGAUGCAGCAGUGCUUAUAUUAUUAACGACAAAUGCUGUUUGAUCUACAACAAUAUACAAAUAUAUAUACAACCCCUAGCAAAAAGUAUGGAAUCACCAGUCUCGGACAUGCACUCACUCAGACAUUAUGUAGAACAAACUCUGAUAAAAAGCUUGAGAAAAUAAUGAAUUACCGUAUUGGCCCGAAUAUAAGACGACCCCCUCUUUUUCAAGACUCAAGUUUGAAAAAAAAACUUUUUGAACACCAAAUGAAUUUUUAUAUAGAAGAUAAUUACAGUACAUCUGAAACAUGAUUCUAAUAUAUUUGAGGGGAAAAGCAUGUUAUUUUGCCUCAUUCAAAUCUUAAUAUCUGAACAUUUAAAUGUGUAAACUAAAGUGCAAUCACAUUCGUAAAUGAAUGGCUUCUGGUUUUUGAAAUGUAAAUAAACCAAUCUAUUGUGAUAAAACAAAAUUGCAAUAACCGCAUUAACCAUCAAAGUGAAGUCUAACUAACUGUAGUCUUGAAACAAAUCUGAAUAAGGAAAAACAUUGCAAUAAAAUAAUGCAAACUGGUUAAACUUGAAACUAAGAUCUGUCAUGACAGAACAUCGCUUCAAUGAUAUCUGGCGCAAUCUAACGUGAAUGGGUAUGCUGUCUAGACCGCGAACAUAAGACGACCCCCUUUUUUUCAGUCUUAUUCCAAUGCAAAAAACAGUCUUAUAUUCGGGCCAAUAUGGUAGUUCAAAAGUGCAACUUCUUGGCAUUCUGAAACACUAAAAGAAAUGAAUAAAAAACAUUGUGUGGUCAGUAAAUGUUACUUUUAUAGAGCAAAUGCAGAGGAAAAAAAAUAUGGAAUCACUCCAUUUUGAGUAGAAAAUACAGACACACCCAAUUUCCUUUCCUUAAUUGAGCCCCUACCUCAGAUUAGAUCUGGUCGUUAGUCAGCAGUUAUCACACCUUGGAGGGCUGCUGGACCAAGUGGAUUCAUAAGAAUCAUGACUCCAACAAGAGAAAUGUCUCUUGAGACCAAGGAGAGAAUUAUCAAACUUGAAAAAGGUAACGCUACACGUAUGGUUGCCAAAGAUGUGGGCUGUUCACAGUCAGAUGUAUCAAAAAUCUGGACCAAGUACAAACAGCAUGGCAAGUAGGGUUGGGCAUCGAUGGGAACCGGUUGUAACACUCCUAUGAUCACGGAAUCAUUCGAAUUUUAAAAUUUCGAGUCCUUGUUACAAUGCCCUGACAGCCAAGUGGAAAAAAAAUUGCUUGAGUUCAAAGACUGAUAUUUAUAUACAAGUUAAAAUUAGUCCUGUGAGAAGUUCAUUUAAUUUUUAAAAAUCAUCGAGAAGUUAAGACUUUAAUAUAAACUAUGCAAUUUUAUUUGACCCUGCAUUUUUUUUUUAUCCUCCCUCUUAAAAGAAUCGGAAUCGAAACGCGGAAUCGUUCAAUUUCAAACGAUGCCCAACCCUAAUGGCAAAUUUGUAAAAGUUAAGCAUACUGGUAGACUAAGGAAGACAUCCAAACGUCAUGACAAACAACUAAAGGCCAUAUGUCUUGAAAACAGAAGAUGUACAACAAGACAAAUGAAGAAAUGGGAUGAAGCUGGAGUAUGUGACAGAACUGUGCAAAAUCACCUAAAGAAACUGGGAUUUUCAUACAGGAAAGCUAAAAGGAAACAAUCACUUAAACAAAAAAGAACAAGACUGCAACGGGCUAAGGCGAGGCAAUCACGGACUGUAAAUGACUGGAUGAAAGUUGUUUUCCGUGAUGAGUCAAGAAUCUGCAUUGGACAAGGUGAUGAUGCUGGAACUUUUGUUUGGUGCCGUUCCAGUGAGAUUUACAAAGAUGACUGCCUGAAGAAAACAUCAAAAAUUCCCUCAGUUCUUGAUGAUAUGGGGCU
This is a messenger RNA of Corythoichthys intestinalis (scribbled pipefish), 5202 nucleotides long. RefSeq names its product dipeptidyl aminopeptidase-like protein 6. Gene Ontology annotation, molecular function: serine-type peptidase activity; potassium channel regulator activity. Gene Ontology annotation, biological process: regulation of potassium ion transmembrane transport; proteolysis. The coding region runs from base 14 to 2497 and encodes 827 amino acids. The record is from RefSeq and is a predicted model, not a curated record. NCBI's taxonomy places the organism in Eukaryota, Metazoa, Chordata, Actinopteri, Syngnathiformes, Syngnathidae. The transcript has 26 exons. Gene Ontology annotation, cellular component: plasma membrane; voltage-gated potassium channel complex.